AUGUACAAGGUCUUCGAACGGAUCAUCCUGGAUCGGCUUAUCAAACAUCGCGAAGAGGUCGCCCGUGAUGAACAAGUCGGCUUUCGUCUUGGUCGACCUACGAUUGAUCAGGUGUUCAUUGUCAGGAGAGUAGAUGAAAUGUGGCAGCGGCACUCGAAGCCUACCCAGUUAGCCUUCGUAGACUUCAAAGCCGCUUUCGACUCUCCUAAGCGAGGCCGUCUUUUCAUUGUGCUUUGCGGCGAUGGUAUUCCGGAAAAACUGAUUUGUUUAAUCAAGGGCAUGAAUUCCUUAACAACUGCUGCUGUUCGAACAGCAGCUGCACUCACUUCUGAAAACUGA
Molecule: messenger RNA, 339 nt
Organism: Necator americanus (New World hookworm)
Lineage: Eukaryota; Metazoa; Nematoda; Chromadorea; Rhabditida; Ancylostomatidae
Exons: 1
Coding region: 1-339 (112 amino acids)
Source: RefSeq, a predicted model, not a curated record